AAACUUUCCUCAUUUGCUUACUCCCCUUUGGUUGUUACAGAGCCACAGAGCAGAGAACUCAGAGAGUGUGUGUUGUUUGGGAGAUUGAGUGAAAGUUUGUGGAUCAAGAAGCAAAACCCAGAAUUUGUAAGUGGUUUUGGUUGAGAAAGAAGGAGUGGGGGUUGUUUGGUUUUAAUGUCUACACCAUUAGAGCAUGAUUACAUAGGCUUAUCAUCAUCACCAUGUUUAGAAGAGAAGAAGAAAAAUAAUGUUAUGAAUAUGAAAGAGACUGAGUUGAGACUUGGUUUACCAGGUUCUGAAUCACCAGAGAGAAAUAAUAAUGAAGAGAAAUCAAAGCUUUAUCCACUUGAGUUAUUGAAGGGGUUUGGUGGGAAAAGAGGGUUUUCUGAAGCUAUUGAUGGGUCUAGUAAAUGGGGGAGUUUUGGUAAUGGAUCAGAUGUUGAUUUGGUGAAAAGAGAAAGUGGUGGGUUAUUUUCUCCUAGAAAUGGUGGUGGUGGGAAAACUCUGGGUGUUGUGGAUAAUAAUAAUAAUAAUCAUACUAGUACUACUCAACAACAGUGUGGUGGUGGUGGUUCUUCAUCAGCAGCUGUAAAAACUGAGGCUGUUCCUUGUACAUCUAAACCUGUUCAAGACAAAAAACCUCAACUUGAUCAUGCUCCUCCUUCUAAGGCACAAGUGGUUGGAUGGCCACCAAUUCGAUCUUUCCGGAAGAACACAAUGGCUACUAAUCCAACAAAGAACAACGAAGAUGCCGAAGGGAAGUCAGGGUCUGGGUGUCUGUAUGUUAAAGUUAGCAUGGAUGGUGCUCCAUACUUGAGAAAGGUUGAUCUUAGAAUGUAUUCCAAUUACGUAGACCUCUCAUCAGCUCUUGAGAAAAUGUUUAGCUGUUUUACAAUUGGGCAGUGCAGUUCUAACGGAGUACAAGGGCGAGAUGGGUUGACUGAGAGUCGAUUAAGAGAUCUUCUUCAUGGUUCUGAGUGUGUUCUUACUUACGAAGACAAGGACGGCGACUGGAUGCUUGUUGGUGAUGUGCCAUGGGAUAUGUUUACCGACUCUUGCAAAAGAUUGAGAAUCAUGAAAGGCUCAGAAGCAAUUGGCUUAGCGGCUCCGAGGGCUAUGGAGAAAUGCAAGAACAAAAAGUAGAGUUGUUGUUGUUGUUGUCGUCGGCUGCAUAAGUGUGAGAUUUGGAUUAAAGCUAAUUAACGAAAAAUCGGCUGUUCGUGUUGGGGAACUGUGUUGCUUAAACCACAUAUAAGUAUAUAUAAUUUUUAAGUUAGAAUAUAUCUCAAGGUUUGCUGUGCCCGUCUUGUUUCUUCAUUAUCUGGAUAAAACAUGUUAAUUAGUAGGAGAGGUUGAUGAUGAUAAAAAGAUUUCCUAAGAGACAAAAUCCAGGCUACUUAGAUUUUGUGUCUUCAUUUGUCCUUCUCUAUGUUUUGGUUUUACCUAUGUAAAUGGUUUUUAUUUUGCAAAAUUCACCUCCCUCUGAUCUGUGGAUAGAAUAUUUGUGUUUA
Messenger RNA from Papaver somniferum (opium poppy), 1511 nucleotides. Its product is annotated as auxin-responsive protein IAA27-like. The transcript has 5 exons. The record is from RefSeq and is a predicted model, not a curated record. Gene Ontology annotation, biological process: regulation of DNA-templated transcription. Gene Ontology annotation, molecular function: protein binding. Bases 175 to 1143 code for a protein of 322 amino acids. Gene Ontology annotation, cellular component: nucleus. NCBI's taxonomy places the organism in Eukaryota, Viridiplantae, Streptophyta, Magnoliopsida, Ranunculales, Papaveraceae.